Molecule: messenger RNA, 558 nt
Organism: Telopea speciosissima
Lineage: Eukaryota; Viridiplantae; Streptophyta; Magnoliopsida; Proteales; Proteaceae
Product: L10-interacting MYB domain-containing protein-like
Exons: 2
Coding region: 43-540 (165 amino acids)
Source: RefSeq, a predicted model, not a curated record
AAUUUAUUUCAGGUGGAACGUGGAAAGGGAGUUGAAGUAGGUAUGAUGGGUGAUGCAAAGGGUCUAAGAGAGUCAUAUUGUUGGACUGAUGAGAGGACCAAACUAUUAAUUGAUAUUGGUCUCGAAUGUACGCACAAAGGGCAAAAGUUGAAUACAAAUUUCACGAAAGAAGGUUGGACUUGGAUAUUGGAAGAAUAUAACAAAAAAUGUGGGAAGAAAGUAAACAUGUUGCAACUCAAGAAUAAAUGGAUGGUUUUAAAACAAAUUUGGAAUGCAUGGAUGUAUUUGAAAAAUAAGACAAGCUGGUGGGGGUGGAAUAUGGAUAUAAGAAUUGUUGAUCCACCUACUAAAGAGCAUUGGGAUGACUAUGUAAAGAAACAUCCCCAAGGAAAGCACUUCAAGAAUGCCCCCUUGCAAUAUGAAGAAGAACUACAAGAAUUAUUCCAAGGUUUUGUUGCUGAUGGGGAAGGUACAAUUUGCACCAGUGAAAUUGAGCCACGACCAAUAACACCAAAGGUGAUAUCUGCUUCCAAUAUAUAGUGCAAUAAACUUGGAUCU